UGGGUGUAACCGACAUGCGGGUAAAGUCCAAGAGCUGAUAGGCAAAUUCACCGCCCAGACACACGUUGUUCAGAUCACAGCUCAUAGUUUCAGCUCUCAGGAAGUGAAACUCACACACUCGCUGCCACUGAGAGGUGAAAUGGUGCAGAAAGGAGUUCAGCUGGACCGGGAAAUCUUAUCUUGUCCCAUCUGUCUGGAUCUACUGAAGGAUCCGGUGACGACUACCUGUGGACACAGCUACUGCAUGAAGUGUAUUAAAGGUUUCUGGGAUGGAGAGGAUGAGAAGAAGAUCCACAGCUGCCCUCAGUGUAGGCAGAGCUUCACACCGAGGCCUGUCCUGCUGAAAAACACCAUCAUAGCAGCUUUAGUGGAGGAGCUGAAGAAGACCGGACCCCCACCUGCUCCUGCUGAUCACUGCUAUGCUGGAGCUGAAGAUGUGGCCUGUGAUGUCUGCACUGGGAGAAAACUGAGAGCCUGUAAGUCCUGCCUCGUGUGUCUGGCCUCUUAUUGUGACAAACACCUCCAGCCUCAUUAUGAAUCAGCUGUCUUUAAAAAACACAAGCUGGUGGAGCCCUCCAAGAAGCUCCAGGAGAACAUCUGCUCUCGUCACGACGAGGUGAUGAAGAUGUUCUGCCGCACUGAUCAGCAGUGUAUCUGUUAUCUCUGCUCUGUGGAGGAACACAAAGGCCACGACACAGUGUCAGCUGCAGCAGAGAGGACUGAGAGGCAGAGAGAGCUGGAGGGGAGUCGACAAAACAUCCAGCAGAGAAUCCAGGACAGAGAGAAGGAGGUGAAGCUGCUUCAGCAGGAGGUGGAGGCCGUCAAUGGCUCUGCUGAUAAAGCAGUGAAGGGCAGUGUGAAGACGUUCACUGAGCUGAUCCGUCUCAUGGAGGAAAGAAGCUCUGAUGUGAAGCAGCAGCUCAGAUCCCAGCAGAAGAGUGAAGUGAGUCGAGUCAGAGAGCUUCAGGAGAAGCUGGAGCAGGAGAUCUCUGAGCUGAAGAGGAGAGACGCUGAGCUCAAGCUGCUCUCUCACACAGAGGAUCACAACCAGUUUCUGCACAGCUACCCCUCACUGCCAGCCCUCAGUGAACCUACACACUCCUCCAGCAUCAACAUCCGUCCUCUGAGCUACUUUGAGGACGUGACGGCGGCCCUGUCAGCAGUCAGAGACAAACUACAGGACGUCCUGAGAGAGGAAUGGACAAACGUCUCACCGACUGAAGUGGAUGUUUUACUGUCAGCAGCAGAGCCCACCACCAGAGCUGGGUUCUUAGAAUAUUCACAGGAGAUCACUCUGGAUCCAAACACAGCAUACACACAGCUGGUAUUAUCUGAGGGGAGCAGAAAAGCAACAUACAUGGAACAACAACAGUCUUAUUCUAGUCACCCAGACAGAUUCACUGCACGGCCUCAGGUCCUGAGUAGAGAGAGUCUGACUGGACGUUGUUACUGGGAGGUGGAGCGGAGAGGAGGAGUUCAUGUAGCAGUCGCAUACAAGAAUAUCAGCAGAGCAGGGGGUAGGAUUGAAUGUUUAUUUGGAUUCAAUGACAAAUCUUGGUCCUUAGAUUGUGACAAAAACAGUUAUUCAUUUCGUUACAACAAUAUCAUCACUACCGUCUCAGGUCCUCAGUCCUCCAGAGUAGGAGUGUACCUGGAUCACAGAGCAGGUAUUCUGUCCUUCUACAGCGUCUCUGAAACCAUGACUCUCCUCCACAGAGUCCAGACCACAUUCACUCAGCCGCUACAUGCUGGAGUUUUGCUUUAUUAUGAUUAUGGAACCACAGCUGAGUUCUGUAAACUGAAAUAGCCUGAAGUCAUUUGAGGAACUCUUCUACUUCUUAAAGGGCCCAUGUCAUGGCCAUUUCC
Messenger RNA from Trematomus bernacchii (emerald rockcod), 1866 nucleotides. RefSeq names its product tripartite motif-containing protein 16-like. Gene Ontology annotation, molecular function: protein binding; zinc ion binding. Bases 140 to 1807 code for a protein of 555 amino acids. The transcript has a single exon. NCBI's taxonomy places the organism in Eukaryota, Metazoa, Chordata, Actinopteri, Perciformes, Nototheniidae. The record is from RefSeq and is a predicted model, not a curated record.